Colletotrichum scovillei is the source of this 719-nucleotide messenger RNA. RefSeq lists its product as uncharacterized. The record is from RefSeq and is a predicted model, not a curated record. Lineage: Eukaryota; Fungi; Ascomycota; Sordariomycetes; Glomerellales; Glomerellaceae. The coding region runs from base 1 to 300 and encodes 99 amino acids. The transcript has a single exon.
AUGAUCAGCGGACGUCAGUACUACGAGAUACCGCCUGCGGGCCAAGCGAUCACGACUUCCUACAAAGGCAACCGGCGGUUCGAUCCCGACUACGGACUCAACUACGGGCACCACAGCUACGCUAUCGAACAGAAAGACUACCGGGCGGCCCGGGCAGUCUCUGGCAGUGGCCUUGGGCCAGCGGGUGCAAGGCAAUCGCUGUCAGCGCUGGACGACAAACGUGCCAACGAAAUUCGACAUGGCGUCUACGCACACGUUUUCCUGGAUGUCAAAAAUAGCAGCAAAUCAGAAGCUCCGUAAGUCUCUCUUUUCUAGCGGUUGGCCCCAUCUUUCAGUUUUCAACACUAUCGACGACUGCAUUUUCCCCAUCGUUCUACACCACUGGUUCCACGUACUGGUUUCUCUGCUGCGUCGUUGAUUCGCUGGCCUGUUUCUCCCACUGCUUCUUGUCGCGCGCCAUUUUUUCUGUUUAACCACUUUACUUUGCAUCGUUCCGCUUGGCCUCGUAUUCACUGCUGCAAAUUUAUUUUUUCCUCAUUCACGCGAUAUGUCACCUAUUGCGUCUGAAAUUUCGUUCCUGCACGGCUCGACAUGAGAUGACGCUGGCACUGGGCUGUAGUUGCUCGUUUCGGUUCAUCCCAUUUUCCCAUUUCUACAUCACCCUGGCCAUAUUCUUUGGCUGUUUCUUCCACUUCGGAACUGUUCUGCUUCUGCCCACA